UUUUCUAUUUUCUUUCUUUUCUUUUCUCACUUUGUUCUCUGUAAUCUCUUCCUCUCCUUUCGUCUGUGAAUCCCCCAGUAAGGUUAGUAUCAUCAUCUUCCACCAGAAAAAAUCGAUAUCUCGAAAGAUCGUCUCCGUCAUGGAUCCUCCGCAGCGCUCAUCCACCACCUCAGGAUCGGUCUGAACCUAUCUCUCGUUAUUUCUCGUCGUACAUGAUGUAUGUGGCCCUCCCUCUCUUUGCACUCGGCACCAAGCUCUAUUUCAUUUUCUAAGGGGCAAUAAAGAUAAACUCUUUGAAGUUAGUAGCAGCACCAGCUACAUAAGAGGAUGGGAGCAUCAGAGGCUCUAACUGAUCCAUCGAGCCUAGACGACACGUAUACGAUGCUUGCCGUGAGAAAUGCACCUGCAUCUGUCCAGAAUAGAGAGUUCAGUGACAAGGCUAAGGUUUGGGACUCGGAGAAGAUCUUUGUUAUACCAGACCAUCACAUAUUUACAGCUGAUAAGCGUGCAAACCGCAACGUGGACAUUAUGAGGGAUUACUGCAGGGAACAGAACAUUGUUGUUAUCAAGGCUAAUCCUGACUACAAAGGUGUUUGCCAUGUUGCGCUUGCACAAGAAGGUCAUUGCAGGCCAGGAGAGGUUUUGUUAAGAACAGACUCACACGCAUGUACUGCUGGAGCAUUUGGUCAGUUUGCGGGAAACGCUGAUGCAGGCUUUGUGUUAGGCACUGGACAAAUCCUUUUCAGGGUUUGUUAAGAAAAGUUAAAUUUUUUUUUUAAGAAAUCCAAAUUAAGAAACUACCAGUGUAGCUCAAAAAUUAAGUGAUUCUUAACUAAAGUCUUUAGUUAAAAUUUAUUAGUUAAAUAA
Molecule: messenger RNA, 867 nt
Organism: Brassica oleracea var. oleracea
Lineage: Eukaryota; Viridiplantae; Streptophyta; Magnoliopsida; Brassicales; Brassicaceae
Product: 3-isopropylmalate dehydratase large subunit-like
Exons: 6
Coding region: 328-756 (142 amino acids)
Source: RefSeq, a predicted model, not a curated record